Molecule: messenger RNA, 1920 nt
Organism: Pedinophyceae sp. YPF-701
Lineage: Eukaryota; Viridiplantae; Chlorophyta; Pedinophyceae
Source: the annotation of a GenBank genome assembly
AUGCGCGCGAAGCACCAGGAGCGCGUGCGGAAGCAGGAGGAGGCUCUUGAGGAGAGCCAGGCGCGCGGCGGGGGCCGCGGGCGGGAGCCCGCCGGGAGCGGCGACGCCGCGGGGCAGCAGGAUCGGCUGUACCUGCAGGCGAUGGACCAGAUGAUCGCGCGGCGCAAGGCGAACGAGGCGCGGACGGCGGAGCGCGCCGACCAGGCGCUGGCGCAGUGCACGUUCCGGCCGGUGGUGAACGCGAAGUCGAAGCCGCUCGCGCUGCCGGGGACGGCGUUCGAGCGGCUGUGGGACAACGCGCAGCAGCAGCGCGCGAAGCGCGAGCAGCUGGAGAAGCGGCGGCGCGAGGAGGAGGAGCAGGCGGUGUCGAGCGACUGCACGUUUCGCCCGAACAUCGACGCGAAGAGCAAGGCGAUGAGCAACGCGCGCGUGGCCGCGCUGCGGACGAACAAGAUCACCGUGUUCGACCAGCUCGCGCAGGACGCCGACCGGCGGCGGAUGCGGCAGGAGGAGUUCAGCCUCUACAUGCCGCCGGAGGCGACCUUCGCACCGGAGAUCAACGACCGCAGCAAGGUGAUGGCGAGCGUGGUGAUGCAGGCCGUGAAGGAGGGCGCGUCGCCGACGGCGUCGAAGAGCGAGGGCGCCUCGGAGGGCGGCUCCCCGCAGAAGGGUCCGCUGGGCAAGAGUCAGGUCUCCCGCAUGGCGCGGGUGAAGGAGGAGAUGGAGGCGCUGCAGAAGAUCGACGCCAAGACCGGCAAGCCGCUCUUCAAGCCCGAGACCGGCCGCGCGAACGUCGGCCGCGAGCUCGAGAAGGGCGGUCUGCCCAUUGGCGACUACUUGUACCAGAAGGAGCUGGAGCGGCGGCAGAAGAUGGAGGUGCUCGCCAAGGACACCGAGGCGCGGCGGCAGGCCGUGGCGUCGCGCCGCCCGAACGCGUCCUCGCAGCGGUACCUCGAGGCGCUGCGCGGGCGCCGCUUCAAGCAGGUGUUUUUUUACCUGCUGCAGAACCUGGGCCCGGCGAGCGGCGCGAAGGGCGCGCCGGCGAUCGACAUGGACCCGCUGCUGGUGCCCGGGAACCCGGUGAUGGAGAGCAUGGACGGCGAGGUCCGCGCGGACGUCGAGGCGGCGGCGCAGCUGCUGCUGGCGAAGGGGCGGAGCCCGGUCAAGGGGAGGAGUCCGAAGAAGGCCCCCCGGCCGCUGGCGACGGAGGAGGUGUUCACGGCGCUGAUGCAGGAGGUGAUCGCGACGAGCACGAUCAAGUCGCGGACGUACCUGCUCCCUGUGUCGCGGCAGCGCGCCACGGACGAGAACCUCACCUUUCGCCCGCGCAUCAACCCGCGGAGCAAGGAGAUGGCGGAGGCGCGGCGGCCCGUCGGCGCGCGGCUCGAGGACCUGCUCACGGACGAGCAGAAGCUGCGGAACGCGCGGGCGAAGGCCCGGGAGGAGGAGAUUCAACAGUCUCGGAUGAAGGACUGCACGUUUGCUCCCAAGCUCAACGAGAACAGGAGCAAGGAGGGCCGCGCGUUCAAGGAGGCGGCGGCGCGCGCGCGCCGCACGGGCGGGCCGAGCGACGCCGUGCCGAUGGACGGCGACGGCAGCGGCGCGUACGGAGACAUUGAGGCCGAGGUGCUGGAGGCGCUGGACCGCGCCAAGCUCGGCGGGGGGCCGAACGCGCCCGGGAAGGUGAUUUCGCUGCGCGGGUUCCCUGUGGACGACAUCGUGGGGACGCUGGAGGGGGUGGAUGCGGCGGUGGCGGACGUGGCGGCAACGGCGGGUCCCGCGGGGGGAGCGGCGGCGCAGGGCAAGGGCGCGUCGGGGCUGCUGGAGAGCCUGCAGCAGCAGCUGGAUGCGAUCCAGGGGCAGGCGGGGGGCACGUCGGAGAAGUUGAAGAUGGCGUGGGACUCGGACGACGACGCGUGA